AUGUCUAAAACGGUCCUGAUCACCGGUUGCAGCAAUGGAGGACUGGGGGCGGCAAUGGCAAUGGUCUACCAUGCCAAAGGCUUUCGGGUCUUCGCGACAAUACGCAACAAGGCCAAGGCUGGGUCCCUAGGUGAAAUAGAUGGGAUAGAGAUUAUCGAACUCGAAGUCACGUCAGUUGAAUCCAUCCGUCAAUGUGCGGAUGCCGUUGCGAAACGCACGGGAGGGACACUCGAUAUCCUCGUCAACAAUGCUGGCGUCAAUGCCAUAGUACCGCUUCUGGACGCAUCCCUCGACGACGCGAAGGGGGUAUACGACGCAAACGUCUGGAGCGUUGUUGCAAUGGCGCAGGCAUUCACGCCAAUGCUUAUCAAAGCCAAAGGGGUCAUGUGCAACAUUAGUUCGGUAUCUAGCGAGAUGGUUUUUGCAUGGGCGGGUGUAUAUAGUAGCUCCAGGUGUGCUGGAACGAGGAUUUCCGAGACGUUACGUCUCGAGCUGGCACCUCUUGGAGUGCGAGUUGUCACAGUCAUCCUCGGUGGUGUCCAGACAAGUGGAAACGACCCAUCCAAUAUCGCGGACAUUGAGCUACCCCCGAAAUCAUACUACCAGAAGAUAACCGCGGUGAUAGACCGCCACAAGAAGACUAUAGUACACCCCAACAAACAGAAUAUCGACGUAGCAGCCAAAAACGUGGUCGACGACGUUCUUAGCGGUCGUGGGCCUUUCGUUCGACGUGGGCAAGCUUCUACUCUUAGUUGGCUCUUCAACACAUUUAUUCCCUACGGACUUUUCAUUUUUCUAAUCAACCGAGAUUCAGCUCUCGAUCAAAUUGGUUUUCCGAGGUAA
Talaromyces rugulosus is the source of this 843-nucleotide messenger RNA. RefSeq lists its product as uncharacterized. Gene Ontology annotation, biological process: phosphatidic acid biosynthetic process; triglyceride catabolic process. Gene Ontology annotation, molecular function: triacylglycerol lipase activity; acylglycerone-phosphate reductase (NADP+) activity. NCBI's taxonomy places the organism in Eukaryota, Fungi, Ascomycota, Eurotiomycetes, Eurotiales, Trichocomaceae. The transcript has 2 exons. Gene Ontology annotation, cellular component: endoplasmic reticulum; lipid droplet. Bases 1 to 843 code for a protein of 280 amino acids. The record is from RefSeq and is a predicted model, not a curated record.